GGCAUAUUCUUUCCGACAUGGAAUCGAACUUUCUACAUCUCAGCACAGACUCACUCGAAUUUUCUGGAAACCACACUCUAACAUCAAUUUCCUCCCUAAUUUACUUACUUCCUACUUCCCACUAAACCAAACUACACACACACACACACACACCAUUGACCAUUGUUCAUCUCUCUGAGGCAUUUCCACAAACACUUGGCGACAAUGGCUGAAGAAGACGGAGGAGCAGUCACCCUCUACAACACCACCGUCAUCACCGAUCCAAAACAGAACCCCUACUCCUUCAAACUCGGAGCCGUCCAGACACUCCGCGGCGGCGCCAUUCUCCAAGUCUCCACCCCUCACCAAGCCAAGAUCGCCGAACAAGCCGGCGCAUGCGCCAUCACCGUCUCCGACCCCCUCCGCCCCGCCAUUUCCCGCAUGACCGACCCUUCCCUCAUCAAAGACAUCAAACGCACCGUCUCGAUCCCCAUCCUCUCCCGCGCCCGCGUCGGCCACUUCGUCGAAGCCCAGAUUCUCGAAUCCACCGGCGUCGAUUACAUCGACGAGAGCGAGAUUCUCUCCCCCGCCGACGACCACAACCACAUCAACAAGCAUAAUUUCAGGUGCCCUUUUGUCUGCGGUGCCAGAACCCUCGGCGAGGCCCUCCGGAGGAUCAGGGAAGGCGCGGCGAUGGUAAGAAUCCAAGGCGAUUUGUCAGGUUCCGGCAACAUUGCGGAAACUGUGAAGAAUGUGAGGUCUGUGAUGGGGGAAUUGAGGGCUCUGAGCAACAUGGAUGAGGAUGAGGUUUUCGCUUUCGCGAAGAAGAUUGAAGCUCCUUAUGAUCUGGUUGCGCAGACGAAGCAGAUGGGUAGGCUGCCCGUUGUGCAUUUUGCCGCCGGAGGCAUUGUGACGCCGGCGGAUGCGGCGUUGAUGAUGCAGCUGGGUUGUCAUGGUGUGUUUGUGGGAUCUGAGGUUUUCAAUUGUGAGGAUCCAUUCAAGCGUGUUAGGGGUAUAAUUCAAGCUGUUAGGAACUAUAAUGAUCCUCAUGUUUUGGUUGAAUCUAUGGCAAAUCUUAAUCUUGGCGAUGACAUGAUUGAGAUGGAGCCAUUUGGUGCUGCAAAUGUUGUCUAGUGUAAUGGCUAUGUAUUCAUGCCUUUUGUUGUGUAUCUCUUUUCUGUUAUACAAUAGCAAUACUAAAUUUGUAUCAAUGAGUACUGUGUAUGUGUUUAAGCUUAUGAAAUUGGUCUCUUUUCUUUUCUGAUA
Lotus japonicus is the source of this 1245-nucleotide messenger RNA. RefSeq names its product pyridoxal 5'-phosphate synthase-like subunit PDX1.2. Bases 205 to 1113 code for a protein of 302 amino acids. NCBI's taxonomy places the organism in Eukaryota, Viridiplantae, Streptophyta, Magnoliopsida, Fabales, Fabaceae. Gene Ontology annotation, molecular function: amine-lyase activity. The transcript has a single exon. The record is from RefSeq and is a predicted model, not a curated record. Gene Ontology annotation, biological process: amino acid metabolic process; pyridoxal 5'-phosphate biosynthetic process; pyridoxine biosynthetic process.